Messenger RNA from Cercopithifilaria johnstoni, 747 nucleotides. The record is from the annotation of a GenBank genome assembly. Lineage: Eukaryota; Metazoa; Nematoda; Chromadorea; Rhabditida; Onchocercidae.
AAAUAUUCAUUAGCAAUUGUGAAGAAACCAACAAUUCUUACAGCCGGUUUUGCAUGCAUUGAAAAAAUUGUCCUAAAAGAAUUAAUUGAAUCGAUGAAACCAAAAGAAUUCAUUAACAAAUACAUUCUUAUCGAUUGUCGUUAUCCAUAUGAAUAUAGAGGUGGACAUAUUAAGGGUGCAUUAAAUAUAUUUGAUCCUGUGGUACUGGAAAAUACAUUCUUUCCUGAAUGUCCAAAAAUAUUAAAAAUUAUGGCUGAAAAAAUUCCAAUAUUUUAUUGCGAAUAUUCAAGCGCUCGAGGGCCAGUACUCGCAUCACAUUUACGAAAAAGUGAUCGUGUCCGAAAUUAUGACAAAUAUCCAUUUCUUUAUUACAAUGAAAUUUAUGUUUUACAAGGAGGCUAUAAUUCGUUUUAUAAUGCUGACGAUAAUUGUUUCAAGGAUCUAUGUGAACCGAUUGGUUAUGUUACGAUGCACGAUAAGAAAUAUACGGAUGAAUUUAAAUUCUAUAAUGCGCAUAAUUCACGUAAUGGUAUUGGUUUGGAAACCGGAAUGUUUCAAACAGCAGUGAUUAAAAAAAAUGGUGGUGAUAUUCGUCGGGCACAUUCCGUUCCACAAAUGCCAGAAUCACCAACUGCUUCACAAUUCUCUUCUGUACGAUCUCCUGAAAAAUUUCAUCCUAAUACUGAUGCUACGAUACCAAUGCUUACUAAUCCACGUACACCAACUGGACGUAAAAGCAAUCGUUAA